Molecule: messenger RNA, 297 nt
Organism: Penicillium griseofulvum
Lineage: Eukaryota; Fungi; Ascomycota; Eurotiomycetes; Eurotiales; Aspergillaceae
Exons: 1
Coding region: 1-297 (98 amino acids)
Source: RefSeq, a predicted model, not a curated record
AUGAACACCCCGCAAAACCGUGGACCCCAGGGACCACCAGGCCCAGCCGGCCCAAGCGGAGGGUUGGCAACACCACACACGGAAGACAUCCGUGAUCGGAUACUUCGACCCGGACAACAAAGGUUCGGAUUCCUCGUAUUUGUCGUAUGGCGUUCUGUCGAUGGGAAGCUCAAGGAACGGGUAGUUGUCGAUCUGAGAGGUCUCAACAAGGAUGUGAUCAAGGACACCUAUCCUUUACCAAGGCCUGACAACAUUCUGCGGUUCGUUGGGGGCGCCGAUAACAAUCAAGUCCGUUAA